This is a messenger RNA of Liolophura sinensis, 3290 nucleotides long. RefSeq names its product olfactomedin-like protein 2A. The transcript has 2 exons. Gene Ontology annotation, biological process: signal transduction. The record is from RefSeq and is a predicted model, not a curated record. The coding region runs from base 267 to 2159 and encodes 630 amino acids. NCBI's taxonomy places the organism in Eukaryota, Metazoa, Mollusca, Polyplacophora, Chitonida, Chitonidae.
UAGAGAUGGUUAUCUUUUGCGACCCUGGCCAAUUUACUUGCUCGGGUGUUCACGGAUAAUCCGUUCCAGAUGUAAUUAACAAGCGACUCACCAGCGGGAGAACUUUAACUAAUAAACAAAAUUUCAUAAAUCAAAUUGCGUCAGUUAGGGCGUUUUUAUCCCCUUUUCGUCGCGGUGAUGUUAGGUUUCAAUAAUAACAUUACAGACAAACUUGUCUUCUCCCAGACACAACAACUUCUCAGAAGAGGCUCAACAAACAAACCAGGAUGGCGAGAGGGAUUUUCUCUCCGACAGCGCUUUGCUCGUGUGUGGUCUACGUCCUGACAGCUUUGAGCGUCAAUGACCGUCAAACGAAUGGACAGCAGAUCAAAAAUGGAGACUGUAUGUAUGAUUUUACUCUGCCAGAGAAUCGACUGAUGGUCAAAUGCGGAGAUAAAGUGGCACUUACUAAAUUCUCUAGUAAUUCCUCAUCAGCGUUUCCAGUAGGAGAGGCAGCGAGAACUGUUUACCAAAAGUCCGGUCGCUCCAAACCUAGGUACAAUUUCAACUAUACAACGGUCUCGGCGUCCACGGACAAGGACCUAACACUUGUACAACAGGUGAUUGACACGUUACACGAUGUAAACAUGACUCUGGACAUCGUGAGGUCCCAAGUUAUGAGAGAAAUGGAGCAAAUUACAAACGCUGCUGGUCUGAUAUUUUCCGAUGACGAAAAUUUGGAGCGAGCUGCCCAGCCUUUUAUGAGAAGACCAACGAUGUCAAAUGGUGGACGCCGCAGACCGGGGAGUGGUAUGCCACCGAUGUUUCGAGCCGCUUUGGGGAAGAUCCAAGCCCAGGAGAAAAAGUUACGACAAGGUGUUCAGGAGCAAAACACCGCCGUCGAAGAAGCUAUUGGAUCCCUCAAAACGCUAGUGAGAAUUGAGGAAGACAUGGUAAAAUCAACAAUGACAUUGGCUGAAGUGUUAAGUCGGCGUGUCAAGGAGCUGACUGCCCCUCUGGUCUUAUUAGAAUCCGGGGGACAAUUACAACAGGACGGGAAUGGCGACUUUCCCCAGCCAAAACAACAGAUGAGGAAUAUGUUUUCAAGGCCUUCGUACCAGGAUCCCCGUAGAGUGCCAUACCCGAUGGCCCCAAGGUCUCCUUACGGUCCACCCCAGUACCGAACGCCUCAAAGGCCUCCGCCCCAGCGGAUGCCUCCCCAGCGUCCACCUCUCCAGCGCCCACCUCUCCAGCGCCCACCCAACCCAAUGCCAUACCCGCCGAUACAGCCAAUUCCACAGAGAGGCCCUUCAACGUCUCCCAUUCGAAUGAGAAGUAGUGUACCCAGCAGUGUUCCAGAAGUCACAAAGACGUCGAAACCUUUGAAGAUAUCAACACCAGUGGAUUGUUCCCCGAUGACGUCUAUUGGCUCAGCUUACAUGUGGGUUCACCAAGGUACCACCCAAGGAACAGUAAUGUCUGACUACAAAGAUCAAUUUGGACGAAUCUGGGUGAUGCUGGGCUACGGUGGAACGAAUCAAGUGAUCGAGUACGAAAACGACCUGGCUUUCGAAAACAAUGAAGCGCGUAAUACAUACGUUCUGCCAUUUUACUGCGAGGGGACGGGUCACGUAGUGUACGGUGGCUCCCUCUACUGUCUUCAGUCAAAGACCAAUCAUAUUGUGCGUUACGACAUGGAAAGCCACACGAUCUUAAAAGAGUCAAGAUUGGUCAGUGCUGGUGUGUAUAACACUUACCCUUACCAGUUUGGUGCUUUGAGCGACAUAGACUUUGCCGUCGACGAGUUGGGUUUGUGGGUGAUAUACUCGGGCAAUAAAUACUACGGUCGUCUCGUAAUUAGCAGGUUAAACCCGGAAACUCUGGCGAUAGAACAAACAUGGCUGACCAGCAUCUUGAAAAAACGAAUUGGAAAUAGUUUCAUGGUCUGUGGAAUUCUCUACGCCAUCGACUCCUUCACAGAUACUCCAACGUUUAUCCGUUACAUGUAUGAUACGAAAACAGCCAAAGGGCAAAUCCUGUCGCCAUCGGCCUUUCCGUUCGUGAACAGCGCUAACCCAAGCCGAUCUAAUUCCUUCACGGUCAUGGCAGACUACGAUCCCAAAGAGCGAAGACUGUUUACAUGGAACACUGGCCGAAUUGAAGUAUACCAGGUUAUGUAGUCAUGGCGGAAUUCAAAACAGAGGUGUGAAUAUAUUGUGGAGAUGUACAUGUCAUUAUCGGGGAUGCUGGUUCUAGAAUUAUAGACAUUUAUAUAAUGACGGGACGACGUAAAGCAGACAGCCAUCUUGGAUUAUGUUUAAAACCUCUGCAUAGUUUUCUAUCGAGAUGUAGUUUAGGUGUCAGGUUGGAGAGUCAAAGGGUGAUUUUCUUUCAAGGCUCAGUAUAUUCCUUUGAAAACUGCAAUCGGCUUAAUGAUUAAAAGACGAUAUUUUGUUUAAUCACACAAGCCUCAGUUGAAACCGUCCAUGCGUGGGCAAUUUACGUGCGUGGAUAUUCCUCAUGGAAUGAAUGUAGAACUACAUGAUUUUUUGAGAGUUUUCCCAGAAAAGAAAUGUUCAUAUUCUUAUAUAUAUAUGAAGACAUUUUCCUUCAAUGGUUAAAAUAUAGCUAUGUCCCUGAUCAGUUUGAUUAACAAACUAGCUUAUUUCAUUUUGUGAUUUAAUUUCAGAUGAAAUUCGUUUAUGCUUGACUUAACAGUGUGAUUUUAUGUACGAAAGAAACGUCUGAAACCAGCCAAUAAUGAAUAUUCGAACAGACGAGAGCAAAUGGAUAUUUUUGAACGCUAAUUGAACAGUUUUUAAAUUAUGUUUGUGUUUCCUCAUAGCAAAAACAUGGGGUAUUUUUUAAUCAUAGACAAAGGAAACUUGUAGGAUUUUAUAGUCGAAAAGCAAAGCGCGUUGAAUGCUUUGUAAGAUUUCAAUCUUUAUAGGCCUACUGGAGUUAAGUUGAACAUGUUGGGUGCACAAGGACACGUUUCAAAAUACGCUUUUGCAGAUGUAUAUUGUAACUGUAUAUUACCGGAAGCAAGACUUUUUAAACACAGGGGUAACUAUUUACUUGGACAUGUGCUGGCAAUAAGCCGUUGAACUCUGUAUGAUGUUGAGUGGGAUUGGAUGCCAUAUCAGUAUCACAUUUCAACUUUAAUUGGAACAUCUAUUAGGUUUCAAGCCCUACAAUGUGGUGCUUUAUUACUGAACACGUGUUGUCCCAAGGGAAGAAAGGGGCCGAAUUACCCACGGUCAUCGUCUGUACAUUUUCUAUUUAUAAAGUUAUUGGAGAUUUUGAAAGUU